Pisolithus orientalis is the source of this 2485-nucleotide messenger RNA. RefSeq lists its product as uncharacterized. Gene Ontology annotation, biological process: positive regulation of proteasomal ubiquitin-dependent protein catabolic process; ubiquitin-dependent protein catabolic process; protein polyubiquitination. Gene Ontology annotation, molecular function: ubiquitin conjugating enzyme binding; zinc ion binding; ubiquitin protein ligase activity. The record is from RefSeq and is a predicted model, not a curated record. Gene Ontology annotation, cellular component: ubiquitin ligase complex; cytoplasm. Lineage: Eukaryota; Fungi; Basidiomycota; Agaricomycetes; Boletales; Pisolithaceae. Bases 173 to 2155 code for a protein of 660 amino acids. The transcript has 6 exons.
CUGUGCUCACUGCGGUAGCCACACUUAUCGAUUGGGAUAUGCUACCGGAAGAGGAGAUACACGUGUCUGCUCUGCUGUGGGCCCGUGCGCGUGAGAUCUGACGGGCGCCAAGUUGCAGUAAAUCGCAUAGCCAUUAUUUCCAUCCCCCUUCUGCCACACACUCUAUCCACCCAUGAAUAUAGCGGGGCCAUCCCAACCCCGCAAUAGAGGUUCGACGGCAUCAAACAGGCCACAGAGUACAUACGAAGAUGACCUCCUUCGAAUUUUGGCCCAGCUGGGUCCCGAUGGCACCAAUCAAUUUCGAGAGUUUUACGAUCGUAGGAAUCACCAGGGUCAACAAAUGACAGACCACGAAAUUGCUAUGAGGAUGUUCCUACAGGGUGCGAGAGAUUUGGAAGCUAUUGAGGGGGAUAGGGCACUUGCUCUCGCGUUGGCUCAAGACCUCCAGCUUGAGGACGAGCCUGUGGUAGAAGCGAGCAUUCCUCGUCGGCCGAAUCCUCCUCAGCCUCAGAACACUCCAACUAGGCCAAUGAACCCCACCAGACCCGGAAAUAACGCUACCAACGGAAAGCAGACAUGGGGUGAUUGGAUUGCUUCCGUAUUCAAUGGACUGUUCGGGGCCCCCCAAACGAGCGCGAGUGCGGCCGCACCCGCUACUCCUGUGAUCCGCAUCCAGCAAGACCCACCAGCCACGACACCUGCACGGCCAACAGGUCACGUCUGCGUGAUUUGCCAGGAUCCGAUUUACGGAUCCGAAAUCCGAGCACCUUGCGGACAUUACUAUGAUAUCCCAUGCGUCACCGACCUCAUUCAGUCCGCUACGCGUGAUGAAAGUCUGUACCCUCCUCGCUGCUGUAGGCAAAAUAUCCCAUUCCCCGAAGUCCAACCUCACCUCUCACAUGACCUUGUGACCCAAUUCCAAGAGAAGAGCAGGGAAUUUGGGAUUCCCAAUCGAGUGUACUGCGCUCGGCAAACGUGCAGUCGUUUCUUAGGUCCUCUCACCGAAACCAUAUUUGGGGUGACAGUCUAUGACUGUUCCGCACCCGGCUGUGGAACUCGAACGUGCGCAAGUUGUCGAGGUCGAUAUGACGGAUGGAUGCAUACAUGUCGACAAGAUCAAGGCGCCGAGCAGGUUCUCAAUCUCGGACGUACAGAGGGCUGGGCGCGGUGUCCAGGCUGCUCACAGCUUAUCGAGCUUAACAUGGGAUGUUAUCAUAUGACGUGUCGGUGCAGGACAGAGUUUUGUUAUUUGUGUAGGGCGCGUUGGAAGACGUGUAGAUGCCCUCAGUGGGAUGAGCGCCGACUGUUUGCUGCGGCGGAGCAGAGAGUCGACGCACAACUUGGUGGGGGUGAGCACCACCAUCGCUUGCGUGAUGUUCAGCGGGUUGGAGAUCCCGUUCAGCCCGUUCAGCCGAGGCCGCAAAACGUUCAGGUCGUACAACCUAGAGCUCAGCCUGCAUAUGUAGUUCAACCAAGGGCUCCUUAUGUCGCGCCAGCUUUCCGAGCUCCUGUUACUACGCCGGUCCGCCCGGCAGCACCUCUUCGAGUGCCAGGCCUACCACGCGAAGUUCUGCCUACACCGCCGGUUCAACCGAGAGUUCCCACAGCUGACGUCCAGACUGCUGAUACAACCGUGCGCCAUAUCCAAACUCGGGCUCAGCGUCUCGCCGCCUCUCAGUCUCCGGCAACACCGACUCGACCCCACUCUGAUGUACGAUCGCUUGUUGAGGUAAUCCAGAGAGUUCCGUCGACUCAGAGAUCGACACCAACGUCAGGCACAUCGACCAACGCCCAUCCUCGUGUUCGUCCCACGGUACCUCCAAAACCUGCAUCUUUGACCUCGGCAAUUACUUCACCACUGCCCAGCCCUGCUGUACCUCCAAGACCUGCAGGUUUGACUAGUAUUAGAAGUGCGGGCACAGGUCCGACCCCAGCCCGGAACGUCGGCACUCAGAAUGAUACCAUCCGCCAACGCAUGAUUCACGAAAUGGCCGAACGUCUCCGCGUAGAUCACGACUGUCAACAUACAAAGUGGAAAUUCCGUCAGGGAGGAGGGAGUUGUGAACAUUGCCAUCGUGCGUUACCGUUGUAUUUGUUUAGGUGUGUUGGGUGUGAGAUGUUGGUGUGUAAUCAAUGUCGCAGGAACAGGCUUUAAGGGCAAAGUGCCUUUUUUUCUUGUCGUUGGCAUGUAAAACCAUGCCAGGUGAUUAGAGGGAAAUUCGGGGGCGUUAAGCAAUGCCAUUCGCCUCGUCACAAUCACAAAUAUUUUCUUGCAUUGUUCGUUUGUAAAAUUAGGUAUAAGCCGCUUUCUUCGCUGUUCCCCCCAUUCAAUUUCGGGUUGCGUUGCACAUUGUAUAGUCUUCGACGACGCAACGAAAUGAAUGCUGAUUAAUGAUUGCCCAUACUUGCGAAUAACACGCGAACAAUGUAUACAGAAAUGAGGGGUCCGACUUUGCAUGCCCGUAGUACCUAUGUACAACACCCU